Octopus sinensis (East Asian common octopus) is the source of this 2442-nucleotide messenger RNA. RefSeq lists its product as uncharacterized. The record is from RefSeq and is a predicted model, not a curated record. Bases 25 to 2022 code for a protein of 665 amino acids. The transcript is spliced from 13 exons. NCBI's taxonomy places the organism in Eukaryota, Metazoa, Mollusca, Cephalopoda, Octopoda, Octopodidae.
ACAAACUCGGAAGGCACACUUGUGAUGAGUCUUCAUGAUGAAGAUGCUUCACUCAGUUACAAAAGUUCCACUGAUCACCACAAUUCAUUGACUCCUACAAAUGAAGGCCAUUCUUCAUUUGAAAAUAACAGCAUUCAAUCAGUACGCGAGAUGAUCCUUCAAAGAGAAAAGCUGAAUAAAAGUGUUAACACUUCAAGCACCAAGAAAAUAAUGCAGUCACCAACAGAUGACAAAUCUCCUGAAGAAUCUGUCACCGAUAUAAAAGAUAAAGUGAAAUCCAUGGUGCAACAAUUUGAAUCAAAGAUAUGUCAAAGACUUUCACCCAAAUUAAAUGGCACUGAUUUUACUAGUAAGUCAGAUUGUAAUAUUGAUCAUCAAUACAGUUUAUGUUUCACCACUCCUUUGUUUCAAAGCAAAGAGAAGACAAUGGCAGACUGUAGUCAAGAAUCAACGACUUUUAAAACACUAAACAAUUUGGAAAAGUAUCCAAUGAAUACUUCCCAUAAUGAAUAUGGAUCACAAUUUGAUACAAAGAAAUCCAUAGGCUGGGAUGUGAGCAAUCCUGAUUUAGGAUUCUCUACAUUUACAAAAUAUGUUAAGCAAGAUAAUCCAACAGCUUCUACUCGCUAUAGUUUAAUAAAUCACCAAACAUUUAAUGAAUGGAUGCCAUUCAGCAAUCAAACAGAAGAUGUACCUGGCCUUAUUAUUACAAACUCUAAUGUUAACACCACUAUCGUUCAGCUUUAUCCAGAAAAGUUGAAUUCGUCAGUUUCUGAAAUGAAAGAAAGCUUCCACAAACUCUUGGAACACACUAGAACAGAAACUAAAAAUGAAGGCAAUGAUAAUAAUAAAACUGUACAUGAUGAAAUGGCAGACUACUUCCAAUUAUUUCAAGAUGAUAACCAAUUUAAUUAUGCAGUUUCUGAAACUUCUAUGCAUAGAGAAUUUUCUGAUGCAAGUUAUAUAGUUCCUGUCAAGACUCAAGAACAACAUACUGACUUUAAUCAAUCUGCUACACAAACAGCUGAAAUACAAAACAAGAGUGAAGAGGAAAUCCUGAAGAGAUCUUCAGUUGAUAACCUGAUCACUGCAUUUUCAUAUGGUCAAGAUGCUAAUGCUAAGAGAGUUCCAACUGUUAGUGAUUAUUUUAGCCUCAAUGUUUCACCUAUAAGUCCAGAACAUAACACCUCAAAAAAUGUUCAUAAAAAUUGCAUUUCUUCAAAAUGGAUUGUUACAGAACUUAACAGUAUUUGCCCUGAAUUACAAAUAGAUUAUGAUCCUAAUGAAAAGUCUGCUAUGUUAAAACUGAUGAAGGCAUUUGAUGAUCUCAAAAACCUUAUGUUUUCUCUCAAGAAUGAUGGGAAAAAUACAGCAGAGCUUUUUGAGGAAAAUAAAACAGAAAUGAAGAUCAUUUGGAAGUAUAUGAAAGAAUUACAAGCUAAAUAUAGCAGACUUCAUUCCCAGUCCAUUAAAGAUAAUUUAAAACUUGCUGAGCUAAGUGACCAUAAUUCCCAAACGGAACAGAUGAAAGCAAUUCUCAUAAAACGAAUAAAUCAUUUACAGGACAAUCUUCCUACUUCUGAUAUGACACUUUUCCAAUUAGUGAAUACACUUUUAAAAGUAGAAUUACAGGCAACUGAAAAAAAGUUUCUAAAACAGAUUAAAGACAUUAAACAUAGGUAUUAUCUGCAAAAAAUGAAUGGAAGCAUUAGAAAUGUACAUUAUAUGCACUAUCACGGCACACAAGAUACUUUCAACAAAAGCUCUGAAAAUGAAAGACAAAUUAAACCUCUUAUAGAAGAGAUUAUGAAUCUGGAAGAUUUAAUUGAAACUAAAAAUUCUAAACUGAUGCAAAUAGCAAGGGAGAAAAGUCAACUUGAAGAUGAUUUAAAAAUGGCACAUCAAAAGAUUUAUCAAUUAGAGAAAAUAAACAAAUUAUCAAAGAUGAGUGUCAGUCAACAAAUGUAUAAACAAAGCAAAUUCCAAAAGGAAACUGUGUUAUGGAAGGAAAACUGCUAUUGAUGAAAUAAAUGUUAGGAAUAAAUUUUGUUUUACUGGCAAUCUCUUUGAGACAGAAGGUGAGUUAUGAGGUAAUACAUAACAAUUUGACACCAGUCCAACAUCAUAACAGAUAUGUUCUCAACUGGAACCAAACAAAAACAAUACCACUGUUUGUGGGUAUAUAUAACAUGGGGUAAUAUGUAUAAACAUAUAUAUAAAGAGGGUUUUGUUACUUUGGAAAACAACAUUUAACAAGAGAUAAAACACCGGGUAAUUUUUCGAAAUUAUAACUAGUUUUUAGUUAUAUAAGAAUGUGUUAAGUUUUUGAUAUUACUGCACAAUGUUCUAAUUUAAAAUUUUCAUUCCCUCCCAUCCAUCUUGAGCCAUGAAAUCAUUUGAAUUUUGUUUUUUAUGAAAUUUAAAGAUUCAUUUGUAUACAUA